Messenger RNA from Symbiodinium sp. CCMP2592, 3171 nucleotides. The record is from the annotation of a GenBank genome assembly. Lineage: Eukaryota; Dinophyceae; Suessiales; Symbiodiniaceae.
AUGCCCGCCGGCAUGCUGCCUGCUUCUGCCACUGCUCGUGCUUUGCCUUUGUUGCCUGCCUUUUCUGCGUCCGCUGCUCCUGCUGCUUCCGCACCUACUCCUCUUCCGACCGAUCUUUCAGCUUGUCCUCUGUCCCUUCGCGGGGAUCCAGAGGGCGCUCGGGCCCUUUUUGGGUCCGGGCCGGACGGCCGUGGUCCACCGAUAUCGGACCCGGCGUCCUUCCGCCCACCGCGCCCCGAUUCCUAUGGGCCGGUGGCUGGCCGCGGUGGAGCCUCGCUCCCCGAUGAGCCCAUGAGCGAGCAUCCGGGUGCACCCCAUGAUUCCGUCGCAACGAUUACCGCGACGGGUCAUGGUGGUGCCGCCCCCGCCAUCGAUAACGGCGGGUGGCAUACCGGACCCUGUGCUGUCAGGGCCCUGGUCGAUGAAGCCAUUGGGUCGGAAGCAUCCGCGCGCAUCGCCACCGAUAUUCUGGCGAUCGCGCAGGGUGUGACCAACACCCAGGCCGACCUCGAUAGACUGAGGAACGGCGUCUCGGAUAUCACCGAAGCGCUUGAGAGCAAGAUCCGAGACAUGUGGGAGCUUCUUCAGGCCGAAUUGAGGAAAGAGCGUGAGCUGUUCAUGCAGUUUCAGGACUCUUUCCGCGAGAGGCGGAUUUCUGAUCACGAGACGCUUGAAGAUCAUUUUGCGAAGCUCACCUCGACGAUCAAUGAUCGACUUAUUGAGUUCGAUGAGCGGAUCCAUCAGUUCAACGAAAAGCGUGCUGGAUCGCUAUCCAUGCAGCUUGCCGAGACGAUCCGCCACAUCAAGCAGUACCCAGACGCGCUGCGGCAGAUUCAGAUCAAUAUCUCUAAUGCCGAAGCGCGCGUUGCUGCUGUGGAGCAGAAUGCUACUCACCGCAUCGAAGUCAUCAGAUCCGAGAUGAGUCGCGCUCUCUACGAUCAUAAGGAGAGUAACCGAGCUCAUAUCGAUCAGCUGACUGCUCGAAUCCAGCACCUCGAGAACGCUCAUGUCCGCAGAGGCGGUUCUGAUAGAUCGACGCCUUCGCGUCCAGAACGAACGCAGUUCUUCGAUAUCAGUGACCAUGGUGGGGAUAUUCCACGCCCUGCGGACCUGCCGCCAGUUCCAGGUGCUCUAUUCCCUGGCGGACCGACUACGGCCAUUCCGAGGUCUUCCCUGUUGGGUCCGAUCGAUCAUGGCUCUCCGCCGGGAUGCAAUGCUGCGCCUGCUGAAAAGGCCUCAAAGGUUCACUCUCAGACGAGUGGAAUCAAUCUCGAUGAAAUUCUGAGGCGAGCGCAGCAACGAGUCGCUGACGAACAACCUGCCGAAAGUCGUGGGCAAAAUAAUCCUGUUGAGCCCAUCCGACAUGAUUUUGGUCAAACGUCGGCGUGUUUUUCAGGAAGAUCGCCGAAUCAGGCCGUUCCUUCCGCAAAUGCCGCCGGAGCGACUUCCGGUCAGACUCCGAGCCUCAGGCCAUUUCAAGUCGAUGAUGCUCCUCGCGCUGACAUCCGACACGUCCCUGAAGCCCGGAGCUUCGCUCCUGAGCCCAGGUCAAGCCCGACCUUCCCAUGCCAAAUCUCCUAUGACACUCGAACUGUCCCGGCAGGGAAGGGACCGUCACGAUGGUAUGAUGCGAUGCUUGGCCGAUCGAAUCUCAUUGGCAACGGUGCUGGCGCACCAAUUCUCCAUAGUGAGACCGGUACUUUUACCCUUGCGCCGAACACGAGCGUUACUGCGACGCUUCAGCAUGAUGCGGCCAAUGAUGCCAUGCCCCCGAUGCCCACCUUCAGUGCCAGAACGUCCAUUCCUGCACCCAGUGCCGCGCCAUCCGGAUUUGGUGGACCGCCUCCCGCGUAUAACGGAGGCGGCGGUUAUUCUGGUGGUGAUGGCCCCAACGAUAAUGGGGGUGCAUAUGGCGGUGGCUUCGGAGGACAUGGGCACCACGGGUCGGUUUUGGUCCCGGUGGCGGUGGUGGCCCACCCGACGGCCCACCUGGUGGUCCGCCUGGUGGUGGUGGCCCUCCUGACGGGAGUGGUCCGCCCGAUGGCGGCCUUGAUCCGCCUAGCAUCAGGCCCUCCGGUCGGCCGAGUGGUAACGAUACGUUCCAGUGCGAGCGAUGCACCGGAACUUACCCGACCAUCGUGCGACGGUCGUGCAUCUCUUGCCGAUUCUCGGAAUCCACCUGGUCCCAACGAUUCGGGAUUCGGUGGACCCAAGGGCGAUGGAUCACUGAGCGAGGCCAAGAAGGCGAAGUGCAAGUCCUUUCGUCUCGAUCCUGAGCCGGAGCCUGCUCAGUUGCGACGCUGGAUUGUCGAUAUGAAAGAGCGAGUCGCGAAUGCAUUCGCCUACGAUCCCGGAUACGCACUCUCAUGGGUUGAGAUUCCCGAUGGUACGCGAUAUGAGGAUCUCCUCGAUGAGUGCAAGUACGGAAUGCUUGAAAAUGAAUGCAACUCUGCGUUCCGUGAGUGCGUCCGAUCCAUUGCACUGAAGAAUAAGAUCCAGACCGAGACCGAGCGCAUGCAUACGAUAAACCGGCGACUCGGAAGUAGGCAGAUCUUGUGGCUAUUGUAUGAUUUCCUUCGACCACAUGUCACCGGCGAUUCAACUUUCAAGCUCGUUGACCUGAUGAAGACCACGAUUGAUCGGUUUACUCAUGGAUCCGAGCAGGAAAGGUUAGAAGCCUUCUCCAAUCGGUGGGAUCAUGUUCUCGCUGGUAUCUCAGUCGAUCGCCCCGAGGAUCCUGUUCUCUGCGCUCUCUUUUAUGAGCAGGUGCGUGAGUUCCGCUGUCUCGAGCUCGACAUGCAGCUAUGGGACAGGGACGUAUCCGUACGGAACUACGCAUACUUGCGAACCGUCUGCGUCAAUGCGAUUACAACUUGGCGCCGACGACGCAAUCAGGAGAAGAUGUACACCGUCAAAGGGGGUCAAGAUCGCCUGGGCGUCGUGACUCCAGAAAAGGGAGUCCGUACCGAAGGAGCUCGCCGAGGCGCUCGUCACCCAGACGAUCCUCCCCGCGACGCGGAUCGCCAAGACGAUAUUCCCGCAGUCCGGGACGAGCAGCUCCCGCACCGACUCGCCCAAUGUCGCGAUCCCUGCGAGGACGGGAAAUCUGCUACGAUUUCAAGAAAGGCAGAUGCACGCGAGGAAGCGGAUGCAAGUUCUCCCAUAACCUGA